Messenger RNA from Nerophis lumbriciformis (worm pipefish), 1455 nucleotides. The record is from RefSeq and is a predicted model, not a curated record. NCBI's taxonomy places the organism in Eukaryota, Metazoa, Chordata, Actinopteri, Syngnathiformes, Syngnathidae.
AUGCCGUACGUCAAACAGGAGGCGGAGCUACGGACUUUCAGCAUAAAAACAGAAGAACAGGAAGCUGAAAUCUCACAAUUUCCUUUGACUGUCAUUGUGAAGAGUGAAGAAGAUGAAAGUCCAAGCGAAGAGAUCGGAGCCGCGAACAUUUCGAGCGACAGAUCAUUUCAGCACUUCACAACAAAAGGAGAGGAAGGACCGCAACCGGACGGCCUCUUAGCUCCGCUUUCGGACAGCGAUGACAUAACGUCACAUUCUUCUGACUCUAAUACUGAUGAGGAGGAUGAUGACUUUGACCAAAAUGCUUCAGAAUCUUUAAACCAGUCCUCAUUGAAAGGCGACACAAAGGAAUGUGCGGUUGGGAAACCUUUUGCCUGUUCACUCUGUGAUAAAACAUUUUCUUGGAAACGUAAUUUAAAAGUACACAUGCGUUCACACUCCGGGAAGAAACCUUUUGUCUGCACUUUUUGUGGUAAACAAUUCACCCAUAAGGGAGAUUUAAACAAACACACACGCAGACACACUGGAGAGAAGCCUUUCGCCUGCACACUUUGCUAUAAAAGAUUUUAUAGGAAGACUGAUUUAGAAAUACAUACGCGUAUACACACCGGAGAAAAGCCUUUUGCUUGCUCACUUUGUGAUAAAAAAUUUUCCACAAAGGCAAAUUUAAACAUUCACACAAGAACACACACUGGAGAGAAGCCUUUCGCCUGCACACUGUGUGGUAAAAGAUUCGCACAGAAGACUUAUUUAGAAAAGCACAAUCGUACACACGUUGAAGAGAAGCCUUUCGCCUGCACACUUUGCGAUAAAAGAUUUUCUCAAAAGACUGAUUUAGAAACGCAUAAGCGUACACACACUGAAGAGAAGCCUUUCGCCUGCACACUUUGCGGUACAAAAUUCGUUAAUAAGGGAGGUUUAAACAGACACAUAAGGAGACACACUGGAGAAAAACCUUUCGCCUGCUUAUUUUGCGAUAAAAGAUUCAUCGACAAGGGCAGUUUAAAUAUCCACACAAGAAACCACACUGGAGAAAAGCCUUUUGCCUGCACAUCUUGUGGUAAACAAUUCACAAAUAAGGGAAAUUUCAACAAACAUGUAAGCAGACACAGUGGAGAGAAGCCUUUCGCCUGCUCAUUUUGCGAUAAAAGAUUCGUUAACAAGCUCAGUUUAAAUAUUCACACAAGACACCACACUGGAGAAAAGCCUUUUGCCUGCACACUUUGUGGUAAAAAAUUUGUCGAUAAGGGAGAUUUCAACAAACACACAAGCACACACACUGGGGAGAAGCCUUUUGCCUGCUCAUUUUGCGAUAAAAGAUUCAUCAACAAGGGCAGUUUAAAUAUUCACACAAGGACACACACUGGCGAAAAGCCUUUCGCCUGCUCACUUUGUGGUAAAAGAUUCACUCAAAGAGGAAAUUUAGUCAAGCACUCAAGAAGCCACACUGGUUAA